AUGAAUUCUGACUCUACUGUUAGAUCAAAUUUAAAUUCAUUGUUGAAAAAAGCAUUUGAUUUAAAUUGGGAUAUUUUUCUAGAUUUUGAAAUAUCUGAUUUACCCAAAUUGAAUGAGCCAGUGGUCCCUAUUUCGCAAGUUACACAACUUUCUGGACCAUCUGAAGCUGGUUGUUCAACAUCAAAUGUUGUUCAUCCUGAAAGUGUUGAAGUUACUGAAUCUGAGCCUGUUCAAUCCAAAGAACAUACUCAAUCUGAGUCUACUUUACCUGCUGAUGAAGCUGAUCACUUAGAAAUUGAAGCUGAAAUUCAAGCGGUAAUUGACAAGUAUGAUGAUCACAACAACUUAAUUAUGUUCAACCCUUACCUUGUAUUCACAAUUGGACUAAAGAUCAUCCCCCAACACAAAGGAGUGCAAACACGAUAUGCUACCACAAAUGAGUGUAUGUUCGUAAACUUUCUCAGCGCUAUAGUGCCAAAGAAGCCAUCUGACGCAAUGCGAGAUCUUGAUUGGAUUAAUGCCAUGCAAAAUGAACUUCGAGAAUUUGAAAGAAACCAAGUUUGGAGACUUGUACCUAGACCGAAGGAUAAAUCUAUAAUUGGUACAAAAUGGGCCUUUCGAAAAAAGAAAGACGAAAUGGGAAUUGUUGUGAGAAACAAAGCCCAAUUGGUUGCAAAAGGGUACUGUCAACAAGAAGGAAUAGAUUAUGACGAAAUUUUUGCUCCAGUCAUUUGCAUAGAAGCUAUCAAAUUGUUUUUGGCGUAUGCAGCUCAGAAGAACUUCAAGAUAUAUCAAAUGGAUGUCAAAUCGGCAUUUCUGAACGAUAUUCUUCAUGAAGAGGUUUACGUGAGUCAGCCAGGUUUUGUUGAUCCUCAAAAGCCAGAUCAUGCCUAUGUCUUAGACAAGGCUCCUUAUGGUUAA
Molecule: messenger RNA, 921 nt
Organism: Cynara cardunculus var. scolymus (artichoke)
Lineage: Eukaryota; Viridiplantae; Streptophyta; Magnoliopsida; Asterales; Asteraceae
Exons: 1
Coding region: 1-921 (306 amino acids)
Source: RefSeq, a predicted model, not a curated record